Molecule: messenger RNA, 6341 nt
Organism: Brachypodium distachyon (stiff brome)
Lineage: Eukaryota; Viridiplantae; Streptophyta; Magnoliopsida; Poales; Poaceae
Product: nuclear pore complex protein GP210
Exons: 36
Coding region: 148-6036 (1962 amino acids)
Source: RefSeq, a predicted model, not a curated record
UUGGCUUUGCUCUUCGCCCUCUUCCCCACCACCUCUCUAGAACCCCACACCUUCUCCUCCUCUCCUCUAGGGUUUAGCGGCCGAGCUUGCUACAGAGAGCAAAGCGUUCCAGAAGCUCUGCGCGGCGGGCGGGCGGGCGGUCUGGCGAUGGCCGCGCUGCCGGCCGUAGCGGCGGCGGUGCUGGUAGUAGUGGCCGCGCUGUGCAGCGCCUCGGCGGCCGCCGCCGCUUCCCCGGCGGGCGGGCCCCACAUGGCGGACCUGAGCGUGCUCCUGCCCCCGCGCAUGUCCAAGCCCGUCGAGUACCGCCUCAUCGGCUGGGACGGCUGCUUCACCUGGUCAUUGGAUCAUCAUGACAUUAUUUCACUUAAACCAGAGUACAAUGACAGCAGCAGAUGCUCGACUAGUGCUCGUUUGGCAUCAAUCGCCCCUUACAGUGGCCGGAAGGAAACUUCUGUCUAUGCCACUGAUAUUAUUAGUGGAAUCACGAUACACUGCAAAGUUUUCGUUGACAAGAUUUCUCGGAUCAGGAUUUUCCAUCAUGCUGUUAAAAUUGAUCUGGAUGAAAUUGCCACAUUGCGUGUUCAUGCCUUUGAUGAUGAAGAAAAUGUGUUCUCAACAUUGGUGGGAUUGCAGUUCUUGUGGCAGCUUACACCGACGUCGCUUGAUAACAGUAGCCAUCAUCUUGCUCAUAUUCCACUGAAAGAAACACAUUUAAGUGACUGUAGUGGUUUUUGUGGUGAUAUGAAUGCACGGUUUGAGCUUGAAGACAGGAAUCUUGGUUCUGAUUUCUUUGUGGUGAAGGGUAUUGGGAUUGGCCAAGAGAAAGUUAGUGCUCAGUUAUUUGAACCACAGUUCGAGCAUGUGAAUGAUGCUAUCACCUUGACUGUUGCUGAAGCUAUGUCACUAGAACCCCCUUCACCUGUCCUUGUAACUGUUGGUGUUAUGGUAAACUUCAAACUCAAGAUUUUUCGGCAAAAGGUUGCCCAAGUGGUUAAUCUACCAUCACAAUAUCAUCUUUGGCACGUGAAGAACUCUUCUGUGGCUCAAGUGGAUAGUUCCUUGGGUGUGGUACAUGCUUUGAGUCUGGGAUUUACUAUUGUUGUUGUUGAAGACACAAGGGUUUCUGGCCAUCAGCAAGUAUCAUCUCUACAUGUUAUUAUUCCACGGACACUCUUUCUUUAUUUAGUUCCUGUUGUGGACGAUUCUGCUCAUUUUCAUGGCACAACAAAUAUCCCAUACUCGGAGGUGUGGUAUGUUUUUCCUGGUCAAAAAUACAUGGUUCUCGCGAAAGCUUUUGCAGAGGGAUUUGAUACUAGAGAGAUAUUUAUUACAGAGGAAAAUGAGCUUAAAUUGGAGAGCAGCACAGAGGAAUUCUGGAACUUAUCGCGGGUUCCAGACAACUCUGUAGGCUCCUCUGAUGUGCAAACUUCUAGAUUGCUACGACCCGCUUCUGAGGGAAAAGGAUAUAUAGUUGCCUCGCUAACUUACCUAGCAGAGGCAUCUGGGUCGCCAAAGGUUCUCAAGCUUCUGCAAGAAGUUAAUGUAUGCAGUAAAGUGAAGGCAAGCUGGGAUGAAGGAACAGAGAACUCUAAUAUUAUUCACCUACCUUGGGUUCCUGGAGUUUAUCAGGAAGUCAAUCUGAAGGCUGUUGGAGGUUGUGGUAAGACACUGGAGGACUACAAGUUAUCUUCAUCUGAUGAAAGUGUUGUUUCUGUGUCUGAUUCCCGUACCGUGCAUGCCAAAAGGCCUGGUCAAGCUGUCAUCAAAGUAGUUUCUGCCUUUGAUUCCCUGAAUUUUGAUGAGGUCAUUGUUGAAGUAUCCACUCCUUCAGCACUGGCUAUAUUGCCAAUCUUUCCUGUGGAGGUGGCUGUUGGAGCACAACUUCAUGCUGCUGUGACAUUUAAAACAUCUACUGGACACCCAUACUCAAGAUGUGAUUAUUUUAGUGCUUUUAUAAGGUGGAGUCUACUAUCUGAGAAUCAAACUUUUGAAGUUGUUGACACGGCUGAGGCUUCGAGCAUUGAUGCCUUGAAACGUUAUGCUGGUUCUUGGGCACAAUAUGGCAAUCCUUGUUCUUGGGUAUCUCUAAAUGCAUCCGCUGCUGGUCGAGCCACAGUUGUUGCAGCAUUUUCCUUUGAGCCAGAGUCCUAUUCUGAGACUUUUAAUGUGCCUAUUUUUCUGAAGGCCACUUCAAAAGUAUCUGCAUACUAUCCUCUUGUGGUACUUCAAGCUGGAAAUGGAAACCAGUUUGGUGGCUACUGGGUUGACUUAUCUAGAUUACAGAGUGGGAUUCAGAAUAUGGAUAACAACUCUCCCAAGGAGCUGUAUUUGGUUCCUGGAUCAACUAUGGAUGUCUUUCUCUUUGGAGGCCCCGAGCAGUGGGACAAAGUGGUUGAUUUUGUCGAAACUGUUGAUGCUGUUGGCGAACCGAAAAAUCAUAUUAUUGCCUCUACUGUUGUGCAAAAAUUAGCUAAUGGACUAUACCGAGUAUCUUGCCAAAGCAAAGGGAACUUUAAACUGCUGUUCUCACGUGGAAACAUGAUUGGGAAAGAUCAUCCUGUGCCUGCUGUAGCCAAAUCGGAGUUCACAGUUGUUUGUGAUUUACCAUCAGCGAUAACAUUGAUUGCAAAUGAAAACGAAAACCGACUUGGUAUUUUGCAAGUGGCAAGCAAAGCUGACCGUAGCCCCAAUAGACUGCAAGCAUCUCCUGUUGUAAUCUCAAAUGGAAGAAGCAUACGUUUAGCUGCUGCUGGUGUACAUGGAAAUGGAAGAUUUUUUGCCAAUUCAUCUUCUCUUGGCCUGAAAUGGGAAAUCACCGAAUGUGAGGGACUUGCUUAUUUAGAUCAAGAUGAAGCUGCUGAAACCUUAUAUCAGUCAUCUUGGGAGAGGUUUCUUGUCCUACAGAAUUCAACAGGACUGUGCACUGCCCGUGCUACAGUCAUUGGCUUUUCUUCCAGAAUUCCUAUCCAAAUCCAUGAGGAAGAACACGCGUUUCUUCAAAGCGUGCAUGAUAAUCUCACAGAUGCUAUUCAGUUGCAGAUUAUUUCUUCCUUACGAGUCAUUCCAGAGUAUGUAUUGUUAGUUUCCCAUCCUGAGGCACAGGAAACCCUAGCUGUCAGCGGUGGUACAUGCUUUCUAGAUGCCUCUACAAAUGACACACAUGUGGUGCAAAUAGUUCAGCAUCCAGGGAAGGCCCUAUGUUACCAGUUGAUUCUUGGUGCUAGGGGCUUGGGCAUUGCUGUUGUGACGGUCCAGGAUAUUGGCCUUUCUCCUAGAGUAACAACUAGUUCUCUGGUUAGAGUUGCAAAUGUUGACUGGAUUCGGAUAGUGUCAGAAGAGCACAUUAGCAUUAUGGAAGGAACCACAAAGGAUUUUCAAAUUUCAGCUGGAACUGAAGAUGGACUAGUCUUUGGAGAUUCUCAGUACAAAUACAUGGGAAUAGAGGUACAUCUUGGUGAUGAGAUUCUGGAGCUUAUUAAUCCUAGCGAGUCGCUUGGUGGACCAAAAUUUUCAAUCAAAGCUGCCAAAACUGGCAUGACAUCUCUUUAUGUCAGUACCAAGCAACAAUCUGGGCAAAGAAUUUCGAGUCAGGUUGUAAAUGUGGAAGUGUACAGACCACUGCAAAUACAGCCUGGGUACAUCUACCUCACACCGGGUGCCUCUUUUGUGCUUUCUGUUAAAGGUGGUCCAAAGGUUGGAGUUUCCAUUGAGUACACAAGUCUGAACGGGGAAACUUUGGAAGUCCAAACUGCUACUGGAAAGCUGUCUGCAAAGACUGUAGGAAAUUCUACUGUACGUGCAGCUGUUUUGGCAAAUGGAGGCACCGUUGUCUGUGAAGCUUUUGGAAAAGUUGAAGUGGGUAUCCCAGUGGCUAUGAUAUUGAGUACUCAAAGCGACCGUCUUUGUGUUGGCUGUAGCAUGCCAAUCUACCCUUCUGUGCCUAAGGGAGAUCCAUUUUCCUUCUACGAAACUUGUCAAAGUUACACUUGGAUGAUAGCAGACGAGAAGGUGGUGACAUUCCAAUCAGCUAGAUCUUGGCAAAACGAGCUCGAUCAAGCCGUAUAUUUGGAAGGGAAAAACUAUCCAUGGUUAUCCAAUGGAAGUAGCAAUGCUUUUAUCAAUCAUGUGAUUGGAAGAUCUGCAGGGAAAACCAAAAUUUCUGUUUCAGUUACUUGUGAUUUCUCGCUACAUGGCAGUUCUGGGUCUUUAUCUUAUAAUGCCUCCAAGACAAUUCUGGUCAUACCAGAUCCUCCCCUUGCACGUGGACUUCCUAUAACAUGGCUAUUCCCACCCCUUUAUACUACUACAGACCUUUUACCAAUAUCAGUUAAUUCAUUUGGAGGACCAGAUAACCUGGAGAGUACUGUUGGAUAUUCUCUGCUAAGGAGCAGCGGUAGAAGAGAUUCUGCUUUGCAGAAUGCUAACAUUAUUGAUGGAAGUAAAAUUAGGACUGGAGAAAGCAAUUCAAUUGAUUGUAUUCAGGCAACUGAUCAAUCAACUGGCAGAACAGAAAUUGCAUCAUGUCUACGAGUUGCUGAGGUGUCGCAAGUACGAGUAGCUGCUGCAGAAUCAUCAAUCCAGAUAGCCUAUCUUUCUGUAAAUGAUAAAAUUCAUCUGGAUGUAAAAUAUGCUGAUGAAUUAGGUUAUAUCUUCAGUGAGGCUCUUGGAAUUGCACCCGUAACCAUUGAGACAAAUUAUCCUGAUGUUGUGUCCAUUUUCGUGUCUAGAGAUGGCAAUAUCACAUACAGUGCCCAUCAACGUUUUGUGUUACAGGCGAGAAGUCAUGGGACAGCUCUUGUAAGGUUGCAUAUCAGCCAUCCUUCCAGAAAAUCGGAUUUUAUAAUGGUAUCUGUCGGUGCACAAAUGCAUCCUAGGGAUGUGGUGAUCCAUUCCGGCCAGCACCUCAACUUCACUAUUAUCGGGGACCGCAUGGAUGUGCGUGGAUCUGGUCAGUGGUUAAGUAGCAAUGAAAAAGUAAUGCAUGUUAAUGAAAUGACUGGUGAAGCACAGGCAUGUGGUGAAGGUAUAGCAGAAGUGAUCUUUAAAGGCCCAAAUCUGAAGCUCCAAACAACUGUCACUGUGCUCAAGGUGAACCAGAUAGUUGUUGAUGCUCCUCUCGAUAUACUGACUAAUAAUGCUCCCCCACCUGAUGGUUACAAGUUCGCUGUAAGAUUAAGUGAUUCAGCUCGGCACAGCACUGAGUCCUCUGUGAAUCAGAUCAAUGUCCCAUUUGAUUGCAAGGUUGAACCUUCUUUUGUUGGGUUUGUCGAACCGUGGAGUGACCGUGAUGCGAAGAAAUCCUACUGUGUUUUUCAUCCAUAUUCACCUGCACAGUUGUUACCUGUUAAGUUGAACCCAAAGGAAGGGUUUUUACACAUUACAGUUCGCGCAAAUCUAAAAGAAGAUCCAACGGUGACAGGAUCUGCACAUGCCCUGUUCGUCAAAGGGUUUUACAUUAAAGAACCUGGAAAGAUAAAUUUGACUCCAAGCUGCAACCAUAGCAUCAUCACUGUUGGUGGGAAUACUGAUGUUGAGUUAUUCUGGAGUGCUAAAGAUUUAAUGUCAGUUAGACUUCUUGAUACAAAUGAGAACAUGGGUGGUCCUAGUCAAGUUGUUUACCGGGUUGAAGCACUCAAAAGGCAAAGUUUCUCUGACAAGGUCACGAUAGUUCUUCCAGCCACUGGCCAGACUGAAGAGGUUGAAGUUGGCUAUGUAACAGGAGACAGACCAGAGCCAUCAUCGUCGUCAGGCUUAACCACAUUAGCUGUUAUCCUUACAUGCAUCGUUGUACCAAUAGCUACACUUGCACUCUUCAUGAAGCUGCUGGAGAAACCAGCCCGACAGGCACCAUCACGACGCGCAGCGCCUGCACCAGCAGGCCCUGCUGUGGCCCCUGAUCCCGCGUCCCCGGCUAAUGGCCAGUUCUCUCCUCGUACACCCCAGCCUUUCAUGGAGUACGUGCGGAAGACUGUCGAUGACACGCCGUACUACAAGCGCGACGCAAGGAGGCGAUUCAACCCCCAGAAUACAUACUGAGCACGUGUAAAACUGGGCAGUAGUGGCUUAUGUCCCUGGAUUACUGUUUAGACAGGUAGUUGAUACGGAGUAGAGCCUUGUAAUUCGUGUAGCGCCGAUACCAUGCUGUCAAUUUUCAAGUUGUGGCAGCAUAUUUAUAUGUCUGUAUGAGCAAUGGCUGGUCCCCUUUUUGCUGAGAAAACACUAGAGCUAGAUGACUCAAUCCAGUGCUGCAGUUCAUGUUUGUGAUAGCUUUGUAACUGUAAAGAACUCCAAGGCCCUUUGUAAAUGAGGUGGCAUGGUUGUCAGGAUGCCAUUUUUGUGUA